UCAUCUUAUCACACUACUUUGUCUCUGUUGAUGAUAUAGAGCGGGUAGAUUUCUACAUCUAAUGACCUGUAUAUUAAAGAACUACGAAAAUUAUUAUAUAUAAUACUUUAUAUAUUUAUGUAUAUAUUUUUUUUCCUUUCAGCCUAAUUUUGCGCUGUAGACAUCAGUAGCAGCUUUAACUUGUCAAAAAAAAAAAACACUUGUGGGAUAUAAACGGGAUAAUCUACGGCUAGGAACAUGAUUUAUUUCACUCCGCGGAGUCAUACGCAUUACGCAAUACGCAUUACGCUUACGCAGGUGGUUCAUUCCCUCCACAUCGUGCAUUAUGCACAUACAGGCUGCGUCCUAUGUACAUACUAACACAGUAUGUACUGCAUUACCGUUGAAACAAUACGUAAUAAUCAUUAUGUGUGUAGGAAAAAAGUGCAUACAGUCCUGGACAUAAUACAUCCACCAUGUUACAUUUACACACGUGGACAGUUGAGGAUCUUUCUCAAGGGUCCAACAGUGUCAGCUUGGAAGUGGUGGGGUUUGAACUCAUGACCUUCUGAGCAGUAGACCACCAUCUUAUUGUUAAGGAGGAUUUAUUCAGUAGUCAUCAUGCUGGGUUCCUGGCUUCUGGUGGUGUUUUGUGUCUGCCUCCUCUUCCUCUUCAUCAGGAUCCAGAGGCCCAAGAACUUCCCCCCUGGACCACGACCCAUCCCUAUAUUCGGGAACUUGUUUCAGUUUAACAUAAAAAAUCCUCUGAAAGACUUUGAGAAGUUGGUUGAGCAAUAUGGAAACAUUUACAGUCUGUACAUCGGGACAAAACCAGCUGUUGUUCUUAAUGGUUUAAAAGUCAUAAGAGAAGCUCUGGUGACCAAAUCUGCAGACUUUUCAGGACGCCCACAAAAUUUGAUUAAGGAUGUAACUGAAGGAAAAGGAGUCAUAAUAGCUGAUUAUGGUCGUCAAUGGAAGGAGCAUCGGCGCUUUGCUCUCAUGACCUUAAGGAACUUUGGCUUGGGGAAACAGUCUAUGGAGAACAGGAUUCUGGGAGAAAUUGAACACCUUGUUGCAAAAUUGGAGAAAUAUGCUGGAAGCUCCAUGUAUCCUCAGACUUUGUUCCAUGAUGCAGCAUCAAAUAUCAUCUACCUGGUUUUGUUUGGCACUCGCUAUGACUAUGGCGAUGAAACCCUUAAAGUGUACGUUCGGCUCUAUUCUGAAAACGCAAAGCUCGCUAAUGGAACUUGGUCAAUGAUCUAUGAUGCACUUCCUAUACUGAGGUCCUUACCCCUUCCAUUUAAAAAAGCCUUUGAUAAUUACAGCACACUUAAAAUCUUGACAGCAAACAUGAUCAACAAGCACAAGACAACAAGAGUCCCAGGAAAACCAAGAGACCUUGUCGACUGCUAUCUGGAUGAGAUUGAUAAGAAAGACAAUGAAUCUACUUUCAGUGAAGAACAACUUGUGGUGUAUAUUAUGAAUCUGCAUAUAGCUGGAACUGAUACCACAUCCAACACACUCCUUACAUCAAUUCUAUACCUCAUGGCUCAUCCGGACAUCCAGAAGAGAUGCCAAAAGGAGAUUGAUGUGGUUCUAGAGGGAAAUUCUCAGCCGUCUUUUGAGGACAGACACAACAUGCCGUACACACAGGCUGUGAUUCACGAGUGUCUGCGCAUCGCCAGAACUGUCCCUCUGAGUGUGUUCCACUGUACCACAAGAGAUACUGAACUGAUGGGCUACACCAUCCCAAAGGGGACUAUGAUCAUCCCCAACCUAUCCUCAGUGUUGAGCGAAGAAGGCCAGUGGAAGUUUCCUCAUGAUUUUAACCCAUCAAACUUCCUGAAUGAGCAAGGACAGUUUGAGAAGCCUGAAGCAUUUAUUCCCUUUUCUGCUGGGCCUCGUGUGUGUCUGGGUGAAGGUCUGGCUCGCAUGGAGCUCUUCCUCUUCUUGGUGACUCUGCUGCGCCGCUUUCAGUUCAUUUGGCCUGAAGAUGCAGGAGAACCAGAUUUCACUCCAAUCUUUGGACUAACACUUACACCUAAACCGUACAGGAUGGGAGUCAAGUUGAGACAGCCAGCUAGAGAAAAGUAGAACCGGUAUAUGUCUGCAUAUUGACAAUUUAUUUACGGCUCCUAAAGAAAUUAGCCUUACUUUUACUUAAAUUACUUUUACCUUAAUUACUUACAUUCUUGCUUACUUUCCCAUGGCCUUAUAUGUAAAAUCUUGUGUUUUUUCUGUAAUCCUAUGAUAAGUUUAAUCAAGUCAAAUUCCAGAUAUUUUAACCAUAUUAAAUUAAACUGCUGAAACUGCUAAUAGUAACCCCGGAUCUUGCUUUCAACUAUGAUUGAAAAAUUGCAUUCGUUAAAAGAGGUUUAUGUUUGUACUACUAAAUGCCAAAUGCCAUAAAUGUAAAUAUAAAACUUUAAAAACAAUAAAGCACAUUUUAAUUGCUUAGCUCUUGGUGCUAGUGUCCAAGUUAGAUUCGAGUAAGCGUCAUGAAACACUAAUACAAGAAAAGGGGAAAGAAAUAAUACAUUUGGGGUGCAGAAAUAAUAAUAGCUACUGUACUUCAGGUUUUCCCAUGCGGGGUCAUUUGCUUUGCAGUGUGUUGUGAGAAACAGCUGAAAGUCUGUAAAUUUUGACAAUAAACCUGAUUUGCAAUGGG
Messenger RNA from Ictalurus punctatus (channel catfish), 2647 nucleotides. RefSeq names its product cytochrome P450. Gene Ontology annotation, biological process: xenobiotic metabolic process. The coding region runs from base 601 to 2073 and encodes 490 amino acids. The transcript has 10 exons. NCBI's taxonomy places the organism in Eukaryota, Metazoa, Chordata, Actinopteri, Siluriformes, Ictaluridae. Gene Ontology annotation, molecular function: oxidoreductase activity, acting on paired donors, with incorporation or reduction of molecular oxygen, reduced flavin or flavoprotein as one donor, and incorporation of one atom of oxygen; iron ion binding; heme binding. Gene Ontology annotation, cellular component: cytoplasm; intracellular membrane-bounded organelle. The record is from RefSeq and is a predicted model, not a curated record.